Seminavis robusta is the source of this 612-nucleotide messenger RNA. The record is from the annotation of a GenBank genome assembly. NCBI's taxonomy places the organism in Eukaryota, Bacillariophyta, Bacillariophyceae, Naviculales, Naviculaceae.
AUGGGCCGAACAAAGAGAACCCCCGUUCGCUGUAGCGAAGCUGGCAAGAGCCAAGUGUUGGCUUCAGUAGACAAGCGCCAAGAGACGAUCAAGGAAGGAGUCAAUCAAGCUCAGAAAGAAAAACAAGCUCAGGAAGACAACCGUGGCUUCCCAACGUCACCCAGCAAGAGUACGCAAGCCAAACGACGCAGAGUAGAAGCACUUGCCAAGAAGAAACGACAACCAGAAGCUACAGAAGCAGUGUCAUCUUCUAGUAACUUUGCACUAGAUCAGUUCCUGUCUUCCACCUUUAGUAGUGCUGUCAGGGCUGGACGUCGCAUGAAGCUUGAAAGUGACACCAAUAGUGACACCAAUGACAGCGAUGACCAAGAGUACAAACCGCCACCCCAAGAGAAGAGCAACACAAAGAAAAAAGCCAAGCCAACCAAGGCCAAGAUCACUUCCAACUCUCCAACUGCAAAAGCUAAGCCAAGGGCAAAGGCAAGCAGCAGCGAAAUCUAUGACACGUUCAGCGAAGACGAGGAACCACUGCCUAGAUCCAGCAGACCCAGCAAGAUCAAGCCUGCAAACAAAUCAAAACGACUUUUCAUUGAAGAUGACGAUGAAGACUAA